Messenger RNA from Acipenser ruthenus (sterlet), 4000 nucleotides. It is a transcript of the gene dus1l, whose product is annotated as dihydrouridine synthase 1-like (S. cerevisiae). The coding region runs from base 341 to 1924 and encodes 527 amino acids. The transcript has 14 exons. The record is from RefSeq and is a predicted model, not a curated record. NCBI's taxonomy places the organism in Eukaryota, Metazoa, Chordata, Actinopteri, Acipenseriformes, Acipenseridae. Gene Ontology annotation, molecular function: flavin adenine dinucleotide binding; tRNA dihydrouridine synthase activity. Gene Ontology annotation, biological process: tRNA processing.
UCGUAAAAUAGGUCCGAGCCAGGAAUUUGAGUUUUGUUUAGAGAACUAAUUUGAACUGUUCGAAAUGUCAAGGAACAUAUAUGCACAGAAAUGACUUCUGUUUUACUGUUGUAGCUUGCUGGCAGAAAUGGCAGUGGUAUGGUGACCACUGGCAGUUAGUAUUUUAACCCCAAUACAUGUUUUAGUCCGCAAUUUGUUAUAGCCUGAGUGUGAGGGUGGUGGUGUAAUAAUAGUAUAUAUAUGUAACAUUCAUUCAGCAUACAUUAAUUUGAAAACAUCGCGAGAUAACAAGAAGUAACUGCAGACGAAACUAGUAAGCGCUGUCUUUGCAUUGCGGCAUAUGGUUUUAGUUAGGGCCAAGGGAGUAAGCAGAGAUGUUGCCAUGUGGGGUAAACACGUGCGUGUUUAUGAUUUUAAUUUUUACCCACCUCUGGUUAAAGAAAGAAAACGCCUGGACGCCAUGCCAAAGCUGCAGGGGUUUGAUUUCUGGAGGACCACGCUGAAAGGGGCGCGCUACGUGGUGGCCCCCAUGGUGGAUCAGAGUGAGCUGGCCUGGAGGAUGCUCAGCCGGCGCCAUGGGGCGCACCUCUGCUACACCCCCAUGCUGCAUGCACAGGUCUUCGUGCGAGACAGCAACUACCGGAAAGAAAACCUCUACAAUGAUGUGUGCCCAGAGGACCGGCCACUCAUUGCACAGUUUUGUGCGAACGACCCAGAGGUCUUUGUCCAGGCAGCUCUUCUUGCUCAGGAUUAUUGUGAUGCCAUUGACCUCAAUAUCGGCUGCCCACAGAUGAUCGCAAAAAGAGGACACUAUGGAGCUUUCCUGCAGGACGAGUGGGACCUUCUUCACAAGAUGAUCACUGUGGGCAAUGAGAGACUCUCUGUUCCCAUCACCUGUAAAAUCCGUGUUUUUUCUGAGAUUGAUAAAACUGUGAAGUAUGCAAAGAUGCUGGAGAAAGCAGGAUGCCAGAUGCUGACAGUCCAUGGUCGUACCAAGGAGCAGAAAGGUCCAUUAACUGGAGUGGCAAGCUGGGAACACAUCAAAGCCGUAAGGAAAGCAGUAAGCAUCCCUGUUCUUGCGAAUGGUAACAUCCAGUAUCUCAGUGAUGUGGACCGCUGCAUUCAGGAAACAGGGGUGUUGGGUGUCAUGAGCGCUGAGGGUCAUCUUCAUAACCCAGCCUUAUUUGAGGGGAGGAACCCACCUGUGUGGGAGAUGGCAGAGGAAUACCUGGAAAUAGUCCGUCUGUACCCUUGUUCACUGUCUUACAUCCGGGCUCACCUCUUCAAGAUGUGGCACCACACGUUACAAGUCUACCAGGGGCUGCGGGACGAGUUGGCGAAAGUCAAAACCAUUGCGGGGGUGGAAGACGUUAACAGAGAGCUGAAGAAGCGCUGUCAGGAAGAAAUGGCCAAUCAAGUGGAAGGAGAGAAGCCAAAAGGAGGACUACCAUUUCCUCAUUGGAUCUGCCAGCCUUACGUCAGACCAGGGCCUAAAAAGCUUCCCGUGGAGAAUGGAGACCGCUCGACGGAAGCAAAGACGUGCAGUAAAAGAGCACUGGAGGAUGAGGAGGGCAACCCCGAAUUCUUGUCAAAGAACAAGCUGAAGAAGAAAGCACGGAACCCCCACAAGAACUUUGACCUUGCACAGAAACCUAAAUAUGCAAAAUGUGAACAGUGUGGAAAUCCAAAGGGAAAUAAAUGCGUCUUCAGUCUGUGUCGAGGGUGCUGCAAAAAGAAGGCUUUUAAAGAAACCGCAGAUUGCCCAGGCCACGGGUUACUGUUCAAAACCAAGUUUGAGAAAUCGCUGAAAUGGAAGCAUGCGGAGAAUGAAGGCAUGAUGAAUGGAGACAAGGCCGGGGGCCACAUCCAGACAGACAGCAUAACGGCACAGCUGAAUGGGACUGAGAGUGGCAAUGUGGUGUGAGCCAGGAGUGCCAGGCAUUACCCACACAAACUCUCUGCUGCUACUACCUUUUAAUGCAUUCCUAUAGGCUGCUUGUAGUGAUGAAUUUAUAGUAUUUAAGAUGUCUGGAAAUUAGGUUGCAUUCAGAACUAUGAAGCUGUGCUAAUGCUACUUUUUGUGGGUAGGGUUUAAUAGAAAUGAUGAACCUUGCAGUCAUUUUUAGACGUCUUUUCCCUUUUAGCUCAGUGCCGUGCUUGCUGGCAUUUUAAAAGCCAUUUUCCGACCUUUCUUUUGCUUCUGAAUAUUUUUCACUCCCCCCCUUGAUCAUUGUGGAGUCCUUCAUUUAGUUUUUAUGUGCAAUUCAACCCCUUGCAUCUCGGAAACCAUUUGAUAUGCAGACGUCCUAUUUUCAGGGUAAAAUCUACAGCUGUCCUUUGCCCUUUUUACACUGCUGUUUUCAGAUGAUCCUAGACAAAAGCUUUUAAGAAUUUCGCACAGAGCUGUAUUUUAUGCUAAAUUUGAUUGUGUUUAGAUACUGACCGCUGUAUCCAUUGAUAGUCUGAUUACAGGUGAACAUAUUGAAGCCAAUAUUUACAUGCAGACCCAGUAUAGUAAACUGACAUUCACUGGGAAUAUUUUGAUCUAGCGUUUUAUAUAUUUUUAAAUAUAUAUUUAAUGCGUGUGAUUUUGAUUACAUCUCCUAAAGAAAAUCCCUUGUUUCAGGGAGUUAAAGAAGUGGUGUGUGUGUUUUUAUGAACUUGAUCCAACACUGUGACAGGCACACAACAGAGAGGGGAAGCCUGAAACAUGGCCGUUGAGUGGGAGAUCUAAAUCGGACAGUAACCCUUUCAGCACGAAGUCACUUUAAAGAAAGCACAUAAUGAAUUUCUUCAGUGUCUUAAUGAUGCUGUUAUAUUUCUUGGACUUCUAUGCAGGCCUGCUGUUUUGAAAGAGUAUAUAUAGAAGAUAUGUUUACUUCUUAAAUUAAUGUCAACUCCACAAUGAUGUGUAAAAGACUGGAACCAGUUGUCGAAAUAUAAAGGUAUAAAAAUGGCUUUUGAAACACUACUGGAUGGACCCAUUAAUUAACUUCUAACAGGGAGGGGAGAGGUGGGAUUUUAUUAUAUAAAAUAUAGAUGUUAAUAUAGACUUGGAUGUUAUUAAAUUACAACAGUAAAGCUCAGGUUUUGAAAAAUACCAACAAAUAUUUGUUGGAUUCUAAAGGGACACUUGCUUGACUUUUACGAGAGAAAUCUAAAAUGUCUAAUUUUAUAGAUUUGAUGAUUGAAAACAAAACUGAUUGACUGUAGCACCCAGUGUCAUGUACUUGGUAUAAAACAUAGUGGUGCUAACAAUUGCAGCUCCAUUUCUUACUAGGUUGUUGCCUAAUUUUAAUAUUAAUGAGCCACAAUUUAUUACAUUGAACUGCCUUCUUAGUAUCCCACAUGUUUCUUUGCCCAGGCUACAAUGUCAUUUUAAAGAACCUGCUUUGCAAUACAGACUGUAUUAUUUCAAGGAUCAAUACAUUUGGGUGUUAUUAGAGACCCUGUGCACCCCACAGCCAUGAGCCACGUACACUCACACAAAUGCAGGCUUAUCAAACACUGAAAGAAGGCUCUUGUGUAGCUCUAAAGCAAUACUUCAUGCUUUUAUUUUUUGCUUUGCACUGAUCUAUCAUGCAUAACAGUUUACUUAACACAGGGGUGUUCGUUAUUUAAGUCAUUAGGGUUAUGUAAGGGUUAGCACUGAUGUACCUGCAUCUGUUGUAAAAGGAACAUGUUGUUUAGGAUCUGCUUUAGCAAUUCUGGUUGAGAAGGUGAUGAUGGUGCAGCAGUGUAAUUCAUGCCUAAGCACCCAGUGCCUAUGAUUUUGUGGAACAUAAAACAACCAUGAAACAUUACAAUGACUUGUAUCCCUUUUAUCACUGUAAUAUCUCAAUAAAUUAUAUGUAUGCAUAUUAGAUUGUGGCUUAACAGCUGUUUUCCAUUUAAGGUUUGUUUUAAACAACUUGUCUUUUUUGGCUUUAUUUGGUCAUGGGUUUGGAUUUCAUAUGCAAAUAAAAAAAAAAUUAAAAGCACUUGUUUCAGAUGUAUAAAA